Acomys russatus (golden spiny mouse) is the source of this 231-nucleotide messenger RNA. RefSeq names its product zinc finger protein 431-like. NCBI's taxonomy places the organism in Eukaryota, Metazoa, Chordata, Mammalia, Rodentia, Muridae. Gene Ontology annotation, biological process: regulation of DNA-templated transcription. The coding region runs from base 1 to 231 and encodes 76 amino acids. The record is from RefSeq and is a predicted model, not a curated record. The transcript is spliced from 3 exons.
AUGGUCAAGGGGGAGUGCUUCCUGGUGUUGGUAGCUAAGGAUCCAGUGACCUAUGACGAUGUGCAUGUGAACUUCACUCAGGAAGAGUGGGCUUUGUUGCGUCCCUCCCAGAAGAGUCUCUACAAAGAUGUGAUGCUGGAGACCUACAGGAACCUCUAUGCUAUAGGCUAUAAUUGGGAGAACCAACAUAUUGAAGAUCAUUGUCAAAGUUCUAGAAGACGUGAAAGGUAA